AUGAAUACAGACGAUAUCAACAAGGCACAGCCGACGAGCCCCGAGUAUGAUGCAGAAAACCUUGAGGAUCUGAAGCCGGAUAACGUUGUAGAUGCCUUUGGAAACGAGGAAGGAGCGGAAGUCAAGUAUAAGACACUUGCAUGGUGGCAAUGCGGAAUGCUCAUGAUCUCCGAGUCAGUAUCAUUGGGCGUCUUAUCGUUACCAGCUGCAGUGGCCUCGCUGGGAAUUGUUCCUUCGAUCAUUUUAAUUGUCGGUCUCGGCAUCAUCGCAACCUACACAGGCUAUGUGAUUUCGCAGUUCCGAAUGCGAUAUCCGCACAUCCAGAAUCUCGCAGACGCCGGAGAAAUCUUGUUCGGCUGGUUCGGUCGAGAAUUGUUCGGGCUGGGCCAGAUUCUGUUUUCCAUCUUCAUCAUGGGCAGCCAUAUAUUGACAUUUGCGGUGAUGAUGAACACGCUGACUGACCACGGAACAUGCUCGAUUGUGUUCAGUGUGAUUGGUAUGAUCAUCUGCAUGGUCUGCUCGCUGCCCCGUACGAUGAAGAACAUCACAUGGAUCUCCAUCCUGUCCUUUUUGAGUAUCUUUGCUGCAGUCAUGGUCACCAUGAUUGGCGUUGGCGUCCAGGGGCAUGGUCAGGGUCCCAUGGUGCAGCUCACGGUCAAGACUGGACUGGUGCCUGCUUUCACGGCCGUCACUAAUAUCGUGUUUGCGUACUGUGCGCAUAUCGCUUUCUUUGGUCUGAUUUCUGAAAUGAAAGACCCCCGCGAGUUCCCCAAGGCCCUAUGCAUGCUGCAAGUUUUCGAGAUAGUUCUGUACUGCGUGGCCGCCAUGAUAAUUUACCACUAUGUCGGCUCCGACGUUGCAUCGCCAGCCCUGACGUCGGCAGGCCCAGUCCUGAAAAAAGUCGCAUACGGUAUCGCCAUCCCGACCAUCGUUGGCGCAGGUGUCGUCAACGGCCACAUCGGACUCAAAUACAUCUACUUCCGCCUCUUCCACAAAACCGGCCUGAUGCACCGACGCGAUGCCAUGGCCAUCGGCAGCUGGAUUGCCAUUGGUGUAGUCUGCUGGGUCAUCGCGCUGAUAAUUGCCGAGUCGAUCCCCGUGUUUUCCGAUCUUUUGAGUCUGAUCAGCUCCCUGUUUGCAUCGUGGUUUAGUUAUGGAUUGGGGGGAGUGUACUGGAUGCACCUGAACUGGGGCCAGAUGUUUUCGUCGCCGCGGAAGAUUGCGUUGACCAUUCUUAAUGCUGGGAUCAUUGUGAUGGGAGCAACUCUGUGUGGUUUGGGAUUGUAUGUUAGCGGCAAGGCCAUUCACGAUGACUCUGGCAGCUCUGUUUGGACUUGUCGGAAUACUGCUUGA
This is a messenger RNA of Talaromyces rugulosus, 1353 nucleotides long. RefSeq lists its product as uncharacterized. NCBI's taxonomy places the organism in Eukaryota, Fungi, Ascomycota, Eurotiomycetes, Eurotiales, Trichocomaceae. The record is from RefSeq and is a predicted model, not a curated record. Gene Ontology annotation, cellular component: vacuolar membrane. Bases 1 to 1353 code for a protein of 450 amino acids. Gene Ontology annotation, molecular function: amino acid transmembrane transporter activity. The transcript has 4 exons. Gene Ontology annotation, biological process: amino acid transmembrane transport.